AUUGAACGGCUCGUGAAGCGGUCACCGUCACCGGUUUCAGAUAACGAAGUCAGAUCGUCCUCCACUUUUAUAUAUAUUGCUUUAUACAUUAUACACUACCUUCCAUCUUCCCUACUCUCCACCGUACUGUGAUCGGUGCCGAUGGCUACCUGUCGGUUUUCCGCGACUCCGAGUGGAACAGAUGCGGUUUCAGGCUGCAAUGCGAUCUCUAAGUUGAUCGGUUUCGACCGCAGCAAAUCCAGGCAGCUGUUUUUGAGGCGGAGCUGGAGGUCGAGCCCUUUGAGGAGGUCGUUCCCGUUGAAGAAUGUGUCUAGUGAGCCUCGACAGAAGGUUAAGGAUCCGGUUGCUAAACAGCAAAAAGAAGGUGCAAGUGCUGCAAAUAUUUUCAAUUCAGAUGCUUCAUCUAUAGCCUCAAGUAUCAAACACCAUGCAGAGUUCACUCCAUUGUUUUCUCCUGAAAGUUUUGAUCUUCCAAAGGCCUUCUUUGCAACCGCACAAAGUGUUCGUGAUGCUCUUGUUGUGAACUGGAAUGAGACAUAUAAUUAUUAUGAAAAGUCAAAUGCAAAGCAGGCAUAUUAUUUAUCAAUGGAAUUUCUACAGGGUAGGGCGUUGUUGAAUGCAAUUGGUAAUUUGGGGCUUACUGGUGCUUAUGCAGAGGCCUUGGGCAAGCUUGGACACGAUCUGGAAAAUAUAGCUUGCCAGGAGCCUGAUGCUGCACUUGGGAAUGGGGGUCUUGGUCGACUCGCAUCCUGUUUCCUAGACUCUUUGGCAACAUUAAAUUACCCAGCAUGGGGUUAUGGACUUAGAUACAGGUAUGGCUUAUUUAAACAGAGAAUUACAAAAGAUGGGCAGGAAGAAGUUGCUGAAAAUUGGCUUGAGAUGGGCAAUCCUUGGGAAAUUGUGAGACAUGAUGUAUCAUAUCCUGUAAAAUUCUAUGGAAAAGUUGUAUUGGGAUCAGAUGGAAAGAAACAUUGGAUUGGAGGAGAGGAUAUAAAAGCUGUUGCAUAUGAUGUUCCAAUACCAGGAUAUAACACUAAAACCACAAUAAGCCUGCGACUUUGGUCGACAAAAGCUGCAGCAGAAGAUUUUGAUCUAUCAGCUUUUAAUUCUGGAGAACAUGCCAAAGCAGCUGAGGCCCUCACUGAUGCCGAAAAGAUUUGCUACGUACUCUACCCUGGGGAUGAAUCAGUUGAAGGCAAGAUUCUUCGCUUGAAGCAACAAUACACUUUAUGCUCAGCAUCUCUACAGGAUAUCAUUGUGCGUUUUGAGAGAAGAUCUGGAGAAAAUGUCAAGUGGGGAGAUUUUCCUGAGAAGGUUGCAGUGCAAAUGAAUGAUACUCACCCCACUCUUUGCAUUCCUGAGUUGAUGAGAAUUUUGAUGGAUUUGAAAGGUUUAAGUUGGAAGGAGGCAUGGAAUAUUACUCAAAGAACUGUGGCAUACACAAACCAUACCGUUCUGCCUGAGGCAUUGGAGAAAUGGAGCUUAGAACUUAUGCAGAAGCUGCUGCCUCGACAUGUAGAGAUCAUAGAAAUGAUUGAUGAGGAGCUCAUUCACACCAUAGUUUCGAAGUACGGUAAAACAGAUUCUGACUUACUGGAGGAAAAACUAAAGAAGAUGAGAAUUCUAGAAAAUGUUGCUUUGCCUGCUGCCUUUUCAGACUUACUGGUUAAACCAAAGGCAGAUACUGUUGUUGCUCCCAAGAAGGAACUUGAAAAGUCUAGAAAAGAAAAAGGAGCAAAAGAAGAGGAUAAACUUGUUGAUGAAGAAAACAAACCUGUAAAAGAAGGAAUUAAGGGACAGAAAAAGGUUCCAAAACCAGUACCAGAACCACCAAAGAUGGUCCGUAUGGCUAACCUAUGUGUUGUGGGUGGUCAUGCAGUAAAUGGAGUUGCUGAGAUACAUAGUGAAAUAGUCAAGGAAGAAGUAUUCAAUGAUUUUUUUAAGUUGUGGCCUGACAAAUUUCAAAAUAAAACAAAUGGGGUCACACCACGAAGAUGGAUCCAUUUCUGCAAUCCACAUCUGAGUAAAAUCAUAACCAACUGGACAGGCACAGAAGAGUGGGUUGUAAAUACUGAGAAAUUGGCCGAACUGAAAAAGUUUGCAGAUAAUGAGGAUCUUCAGACCCAGUGGAGGGUAGCAAAAAGGAACAACAAAUUAAAGGUUGCAUCCCUCAUCAAGGAGAAAACAGGGUAUUCUGUGAGCGCUGAUGCAAUGUUUGAUAUCCAGGUUAAACGCAUUCAUGAAUAUAAGAGGCAACUGCUGAAUAUCUUGGGAAUCGUUUACCGCUACAAGAUGAUGAAAGAAAUGAGUGCUUCUGAAAGGCAAGAGAAGUUUGUGCCACGAGUUUGUAUAUUUGGUGGAAAAGCAUUUGCUACUUAUGUACAAGCGAAAAGAAUUGUUAAAUUCAUCACUGAUGUUGGAGCUACAGUUAAUCAUGAUCCUGAUAUAGGUGACUUAUUGAAGGUUAUUUUUGUCCCCGAUUACAAUGUCAGUGUAGCUGAACUGCUUAUUCCUGCAAGUGAGCUAUCACAGCAUAUCAGUACUGCUGGGAUGGAGGCUAGUGGAACCAGCAAUAUGAAGUUUGCAAUGAAUGGUUGUAUUCUAAUUGGGACCCUGGAUGGAGCCAAUGUUGAAAUACGGCAAGAGGUUGGAGAAGACAACUUUUUCCUCUUUGGAGCUAAAGCUCAUGAGAUUGCAGGGCUUAGGAAAGAAAGGCUUGAGGGAAAGUUUGUUCCAGACCCUCGAUUUGAAGAAGUGAAGGAAUUUGUUAGCAGUGGUGUCUUCGGUUCUUGCAGCUAUAAUGAGCUCUUGGGAUCAUUGGAAGGAAACAAAGGUUUUGGUCUUGGAGAUUAUUUCCUUGUUGGCAAGGACUUCCCCAGUUAUAUAGAAUGCCAAGAGAAGGUUGAUGAGGCAUAUCAUGACCAAAAAAGAUGGACAAGAAUGUCAAUCUUGAAUACAGCAGGCUCAUACAAGUUCAGCAGCGACAGAACGAUCCAUGAAUACGCUCAGGACAUAUGGAACAUAAAACCCAUCAAGUUGCCAUGACUCUGUGUACGAAUAGAGUUUGCCUUAUAAUGAAAAUCUCUAGUGUUUUCAAUCUUGUUGUCACGCAAUCAUAUUUUCUUUCCCAUGUAAAGAAAAAUGCCAGAAUAAAUGUUGUUUGUCAAUAAUGUUACAUACCAUGUAAUAAAAGUACGAACUUUACUACGUAAUUCGACCUGAAGCAAACUUUAUCAGUAAGUACUACUGCUCAUUAUUUUGAAUAAGGGAAAUAAUUUUGG
Molecule: messenger RNA, 3281 nt
Organism: Rubroshorea leprosula
Lineage: Eukaryota; Viridiplantae; Streptophyta; Magnoliopsida; Malvales; Dipterocarpaceae
Source: the annotation of a GenBank genome assembly